Oryza brachyantha (malo sina) is the source of this 3927-nucleotide messenger RNA. Its product is annotated as structural maintenance of chromosomes protein 4. Gene Ontology annotation, cellular component: chromosome. NCBI's taxonomy places the organism in Eukaryota, Viridiplantae, Streptophyta, Magnoliopsida, Poales, Poaceae. The transcript has 28 exons. Gene Ontology annotation, biological process: mitotic chromosome condensation. The coding region runs from base 1 to 3720 and encodes 1239 amino acids. The record is from RefSeq and is a predicted model, not a curated record. Gene Ontology annotation, molecular function: protein binding; ATP binding; ATP hydrolysis activity.
AUGGAUAGUUCCCCGUCGAUGUCGCCCGCGCCCUCGCCGGGGAGGGCGGGGAGGCCACGGUUGUUCAUAAAGGAGAUGGUCCUCCGCAACUUCAAGUCGUACGCAGGGGAGCAGCGCAUCGGCCCUUUCCACAAGAGUUUCUCAGCUGUUGUUGGGCCGAAUGGCAGUGGGAAAAGCAAUGUUAUUGAUGCAAUGCUGUUUGUGUUUGGAAAGCGUGCAAAACAGAUGCGCCUUAACAAGGUCUCGGAACUCAUACACAAUUCUUCUAAUCACCAGAAUCUAGACAGUGCUGGAGUCUCUGUCCAUUUUCAAGAAAUCAUUGAUCUGGAUGAUGGGAACUACAGGGCUGUUGAGGGCAGUGAUUUUAUCAUUUCAAGAGUUGCUUUCCGUGACAACACUUCUAAAUACUACAUAAACGACCGUGGAAGCAAUUUUACGGAAGUAACUAAACUGUUGAAGGGCAAAGGAGUAGAUCUGGAUAAUAACCGCUUUCUGAUCCUCCAGGGUGAGGUUGAACAAAUCUCCCUGAUGAAACCAAAAGCUCAAGGUCCACAUGACGAGGGGUUUCUAGAAUAUCUUGAAGACAUCAUUGGGACAAACCAGUAUGUUGAGAAAAUUGAAGAAGCUUCCAAGCAAUUGGAAGUGCUCAAUGAAAAACGGACGGCAUCUGUACAGAUGCUGAAGCUGGCUGAAAAGGAAAGAGAUAGCUUAGAGAGUGCGAAAAAUGAGGCUGAAACAUUUAUGCUGAAGGAACUCUUACUUUUGAAAUGGCAAGAGAAGGCGACCACAUUGGCUUCUGAUGAUGCUACCUCCCAUGUUGCUCAGCUGCAAGAGAAUGUUGCAGAACUGGAAAAGAACCUUGCCUCUGAAAGGGAAAAAAUUCAACAUAGUUCUCAAACUCUGAAGGAAAUGGAGUCUAUUUACAACAAACAUGCUAAAAGGCAAGAGGACCUUGAAAAUAAUAUGAAGUCUUGCAAGGAUCAGUUUAAAGAGUUUGAGAGAAAAGAUGUAAAAUAUAGGGAGGAUUUGAAGCAUCUUAAACAGAAGAUUAAGAAGCUGGAGGACAAAACUGAAAAGGAUACAUCAAAAAUUGAUGAAUCAACAAAAGAUAUUGAAGAAUCGUCCAGUCUAAUUCCACAGCUUGAGGAAGAGAUACCCAAAUUGCAAGGGAAAUUUAGUGAAGAAGAGAAGGUGCUGGAGCAAAUUAAAGAAAGCUCUCGAGAAGAGACAGAGAGACUUCGUUCUAAACUUACUCAAGUAAGAUCUGAACUUGAACCAUGGGAAAAUCAAAUAAUUGAGCAUAAAGGAAAGUUAGAUGUUGCAUCUGCUGAGAAAAAACUAAUGAAAGAGAAGCAAGAUGGAGCCCGAGCAGAAUUAACUGCUGCUCAAAAUCAGAUGGAAAGAAUUAAGGAACAAAUAAAAGUAAAGGAUACAUAUAUUAUGGAGCUUCAAGAAAAAAUAGAGAAACAUCAUAGUGAAGCAUGUGAGGCUCAUAAGGUUGAACAGGAAUGCCUCAAAAAGGAAGAGUCCCUUAUUCCUCUUGAACAAGCAGCUAGGCAGAAAGUUGCUGAGAUUAAAUCCACAAGAGAUUCUGAAAAGAGUCAAGGCACUGUCUUGAAAGCAAUUCUGCAAGCUAAGGAAUCAAAGGAAAUAGAAGGCAUUUAUGGCAGGCUAGGUGAUCUUGGUGCAAUUGAUGCAAAGUAUGAUGUUGCCAUAUCAACAGCAUGCCCUGGGCUUGACUAUAUUGUUGUUGAAACAACAAAUUCAGCCCAAGCUUGUGUUGAGUUAUUACGCAGAAGAAAUCUUGGGAUUGCAACUUUUAUGAUACUGGAAAAACAAACACAUCAUCUUCGUAAGCUACAGGAGAAAGUAAAGACACCUGAAGGAGUUCCACGCCUGUUUGACCUAGUAAAGGUUAAAGAUGAGAAGCUCAAGUUAGCUUUCUUUGCCACCUUGGGGAAUACUAUUGUCGCAAGUGAUCUUGAUCAGGCCACGCGAAUUGCAUAUAGUGCAGCCAGCGAAUUCCGUCGAGUUGUUACCCUCGAUGGUGCACUUCUCGAGAAGUCUGGUACCAUGAGUGGUGGUGGUAGCAAACCAAGAGGUGGCAAGAUGGGCACAUCCAUUCGGGAAAGUAUCUCAGAAGAGGCUGUUGUAAAUGCUGAAAAUGAUCUUAAUAAGAUAGUUGAUCAACUCAAUAGUUUACGUGAAAAUAUUAAUGAUGCUAAAAAACGCUGCCGGGCCUUAGAAGAUGCCAAAGCCGGUCUUGAGAUGGAACUGGCAAAAGCUAAAAAGGAGGUUGAGAGUAUGAAUGCACAAUUUAGUUACAAUGAAAAGCGACUUGACUCUUUGAAAGUUGCAUCAAAUCCCAAAGUGGAAGAGAUUCGCAGAAUGGAAGAGUUGGAUGAUAUCAUAUCUACUGAACAAGCUGAAUUAAAUAGACUUGUUAAAUGUUCCAGCAAGCUCAACGACCAGGCAUCAGAACUACAGCAGAAAAUUGAAAACGCAGGGGGGGAAGUGCUCAAGGGUCAGAAGCUAAAAGUUGCAAACAUCCAAUCUCAACUUGACAAAACAAGCUCAGAUAUCAACCGCCACAAAGUUAGAAUAACUACAUGUGAGAAGUUGGUGAAAAAAUUAACCAAGGGCAUUGAAGAGUCUAAGAAAGACAAAGAAAAGCUUAUUGCUGAAAAGGAGAAGAUGAUGUCCAUUUUUAAAGAGAUUGAGAAGGCAGCUUUUGCUGUUCAAGAAGAUUAUAAGAAAACACAGGAGAUGAUUGACAGCCAUAAAGAUGAGCUUGACAAAACAAAGGCAGAAUACAACAAAUUAAAAAAAGCAAUGGAUGAACUGAGAUCCAGUGAGGUCGAUGUAGAAUACAAACUGCAAGAUACGAAAAAACUUGCUAAGGAGUGGGAAAUGAAGGUGAAGGCAUUCAGGAAAAAGCUUGGUGACAUUCAGACAAAUCUUGUCAAACACAUGGAUCAAAUUCAGAAGGAUGCUAUUGAUCAUGACAAACUGAAAGAAACUCUGAGUGAUGAGAAACUCAAUGAGACCUGUGACAUGAAAAAAGCAGUUGAGAUGGUGGCACUGUUGGAAGCUCAGCUUAAAGACUUGAGUCCUAACCUAGAUUCCAUAGAAGAGUACCGCACAAAGGCUCGUGUAUAUGGUGAACGUGUUGAUGAGUUAAAUGCUACCACUCAGGAGCGUGAUGAUCUUAAAAGGCUCUAUGAUGCAUUGAGGAAGAGAAGGUUAGACGAAUUCAUGGCAGGAUUCAGCAUAAUAUCUUUGAAACUGAAGGAGAUGUACCAGAUGAUUACACUUGGAGGCGAUGCUGAACUGGAACUUGUUGACUCCUUGGACCCGUUUUCAGAAGGUGUUGUUUUCAGUGUGAGACCUCCCAAGAAAAGCUGGAAAAACAUUGCCAAUCUAUCUGGUGGCGAGAAGACGCUUAGCUCACUAGCUCUGGUGUUUGCUCUUCACCAUUAUAAACCAACUCCCCUAUACGUUAUGGAUGAAAUAGAUGCUGCUUUAGAUUUCAAGAAUGUCUCCAUCGUUGGACAUUAUGUGAAAGACCGGACCAAAGAUGCUCAGUUCAUUAUUAUCAGUCUGAGAAACAACAUGUUUGAAUUAGCGGAUAGGCUGGUUGGCAUCUACAAGACGGAUAAUUGCACCAAGAGUAUAACAAUCAAUCCAGGAAGCUUUGGGGAGAGCAUGAAGGUAGUUUAGUGUUAGUGCUACGGAAGUUUGAAUUAGAUAAUCUGUGUGGUGCCAAAAUGGAACCGAGGUUCCUGCUGUAUCACCCUUCGUAGUACAAAUUCGUUUAACGUUGUACGUGUAUAGUCAUGGAAGGGAACAGAGAACAUUUGUUAACGUCACGUAUGUGACUAUUCUCCAACGGAACACAAUCUAAUUUAUUAGUAAGGGCUGCCGUUU